AUGAAGGCUGACAAGACACUCCAGCAGCCUAUCCGGCAGUUCCAGGUGGUGGGCCGGCAGCGGCCUGCUGCUGCAGCAGCAGCAGCAGCAGCAGCAACACCAGCGUACCGGCUGCGGCUGUUUGCUGCGAACGAAGUGCUGGCGGUGUCGCGUUUCUGGUAUUUGCUGCGGCAGCUGCGGAAGAUCAAGCGGGCCCACGGGGAGGUUUUGGAGGUUGUGGAGAUAAACCCUAAAAGAGCGACUAAUCCCAAAAACUUCGGGGUUUGGCUCCGCUACGACAGCCGCACCGGCAGCCACAACAUGUACAAAGAAGUCCGCGACAUUUCCGAAAAUGCUGCAGCAGCACAAGUGCUCGCGGAGAUGGCGGGGAGGCACAGGGCCCUCGCCAGCAACAUCCAGGCGAGGAUAAUCCGGAUAGUGCAGCUGAAGGGCAGCGAGUGCCGCAGGCCUCACGUGCAGCAAAUGCUCAGCAGCAAAUUGAAAAUGCCAGCAAUUCGGAGAAUAAUGCCAAUUCCAAAAGCCAAAAGAUCCACUUUUGUGGCCAAGAGGCCCAGGCUUUUCCUCAACUAG
Eimeria tenella is the source of this 570-nucleotide messenger RNA. RefSeq names its product 60S ribosomal protein L18a, putative. The transcript has 3 exons. The record is from RefSeq and is a predicted model, not a curated record. Gene Ontology annotation, biological process: translation. Gene Ontology annotation, cellular component: cytosolic large ribosomal subunit; ribosome. NCBI's taxonomy places the organism in Eukaryota, Apicomplexa, Conoidasida, Eucoccidiorida, Eimeriidae. Gene Ontology annotation, molecular function: structural constituent of ribosome. The coding region runs from base 1 to 570 and encodes 189 amino acids.